AUGGCCUCCUUCCUUACCCGUGGCAAAAAGAUCGUAGCGAUCGGCCGCAACUAUGCCGCACACGCCAAGGAGCUCAACAACGCCGUGCCUACCGAGCCGUUUUUCUUCCUCAAGCCCACCACGUCGUACAUCGCCAACAACGGCACGGUCGAGAUCCCCAAGGGCAUUGUUGCGCACUACGAGGUGGAGCUGGGCGUGGUGAUUGGCUCUGCACGCGUGCGCGACGUGAGUGCGGCCGAGGCGAUGCAGCACGUUGCGGGCUACACGCUGUCGAUCGACAUGACGGCGCGCAACCUGCAGGACAAGGUCAAGUCCAAGGGACUGCCGUGGUCGUCGGCCAAGGGCUUCGACACCUUCACGCCCACUUCGGGCUUCAUCGACAAGUCGCGCGUGCGCGAUCCGAGCCAGCUCAAGCUGUGGCUCAAGGUGAACGACGAGCUCAGGCAGAACGGUCCGACGCGCGACAUGAUCUUUGGCAUCCCCGAGCUGAUCGAGCACGUGUCGAGCAUCAUGACGCUCGAGGAGGGCGAUCUCUUGCUCACCGGCACGCCGCAGGGCGUGGGCGAGGUCAAGCACGGCGACACCAUGUACUGCGGCCUCGAGGACCAGUCGGGCAACCUGCUGGAGCAGCUCAAGAUCGACGUGGCCAACCGCGUCGGCGGCUACGAGUUCAAGCUUUAG
This is a messenger RNA of Moesziomyces antarcticus, 681 nucleotides long. Its product is annotated as mitochondrial protein. The transcript has 2 exons. NCBI's taxonomy places the organism in Eukaryota, Fungi, Basidiomycota, Ustilaginomycetes, Ustilaginales, Ustilaginaceae. Bases 1 to 681 code for a protein of 226 amino acids. The record is from RefSeq and is a predicted model, not a curated record. Gene Ontology annotation, cellular component: mitochondrion. Gene Ontology annotation, molecular function: acetylpyruvate hydrolase activity.